UCUCUUUCUCUCCCUCUCCCUCUCCCUCUCUCUCUCUCUCUCUCUCUCUGGUCGGCCACACCUCCGGCAUACACACCCACACACCUACACACACCUGCCCUACACCUUCCCUUCCCUCCUGUAGCUCCCUGACUACACCUGCUUCGCCCACACCUGUCUGGUUCAAAUCGGAAGACAUGGCUAGGAAGAAGCGAACCAGCGCAACCACCACCACCAGACCACACGGUGCCUUCCCCUACCGCCUGUUCCUGCCCUUUGUGCUGUGCGUGGCGGCGUCCUUAGUGUACGUGGCCCCGCAGGAGGUCCCCAAGCUGUCAAUGGCCGUGGUGAAGUGCCUGCCCAUUCUGAGUCUGAUGGUCGUAAUCCUGCAGAAGGAGAGCCUGAAGGGGGGAGGCGAAGUGGCCCUAGUCUUUAUUGGUCUCGGAUUAUCUCUCUUCGGCGACUACUACCUGAUAUGGCCUGACGAAACGUUCCUGGAGGGCUUGGUGUCCUUUGUGGUGGCGGAAUCCUUCUACAUCACCUCCCACGGGUUCAAGAAGGUCAGCUGGCGGUCCGGAGUGCUUGUCUAUUCCCUGUGUCUCUUCUCCCUUACCGUCGUCUACAACUUUCUCCCCACGCCCGUUCAUAAGAUUGCUGUCACCUUCUACUCCUUCUCCCUUGGUACGAUGCUGUGGCGGACCAUCGACAGGGCGUGGCUGCGGCGGGACAUCCCCUGGGGGCGGCGUGUGUGCUCAGCAGGCGGGGCGACGGCGCUGGUGGUGUCUGACUUCUGCAUUGGGACUCUGCAGUUUGGGCGCCUUGUUCCCCACGCCCUCGCCCAGCUCACUAUCCUGUCCACCUACUACCUUGCCCAGCUGUUGAUCGUUCUGGGGGCGUGUGGCAGGCUGUGGCGGGCCUAGAGGGGGAGGCGGUGAAGGAGGCGGUGAAGGAGGCGGUGAAGGAGGCGGUGAAGGAGGAGGAAAUGCGAUGGUUGUAGUAGUGCAGGAAUGGGUGACUGAAGGAGGAGAAGGAGGUUGUGGUGAUGGUGAUGAUGGUGGUGAUGGUAAGAGGAAGAGGAGGAGGAAGAGGAGGAGGAGAGGUUGUGUAUAUGGAAGGAAGAGGAGGAGGAGGAGGAAAGGGGUUAUAGUAGUGGUUUGGGUAAAGGAGGAAGAGGAAGAGGAGGAGGAGGAGGAGGAAGAGAGAUGGUGAAGAUAAAUAGAAGAGGAAAGA
Messenger RNA from Scylla paramamosain (green mud crab), 1209 nucleotides. RefSeq names its product lysoplasmalogenase TMEM86B-like. The transcript has 4 exons. The record is from RefSeq and is a predicted model, not a curated record. NCBI's taxonomy places the organism in Eukaryota, Metazoa, Arthropoda, Malacostraca, Decapoda, Portunidae. Gene Ontology annotation, molecular function: hydrolase activity. Gene Ontology annotation, cellular component: membrane. The coding region runs from base 177 to 899 and encodes 240 amino acids.